AUGUCUUGUAAACUAACAGUGUGUGAACUAUACCCGCUAGUCGAAGAGAUUGCGUCCUCACUGGAAGAAAUCGGUGGCAACUUCGAGGGAGACAUGAUGCUAACACCGGAACAGCAGGACGCAGUCAAGUUUGGCUACACCGCGGUCAUUGAAGAAUAUAACAAGUGGCCCAACAACAUUAUGCCAUACGUGAUCGAUAAGAACGCGUUCACGGUUAGCCAACAGAACAGCAUCGUCUCGGCUCUACAGCAAAUCGAACUGGUCAGCUGCGUUCGGUUUGUGCCUCGUACGACCGAAAAGGAUUACGUCAUGGUUCUGGGAGGUUCAGGAUGCUGGGCCACCAUGGGGCACCGCGGAGGAAAGCAGACGGUUAACCUACAACCGAGCGGCUGUAUGACACGUGGUACAAUUAUUCACGAGUUCCUGCAUGCCCUCGGCUUCGUUCACAUGCAGAGUGCAUCCGAUCGGGACUUUUACGUGGAUAUCAACUGGAAUGCCAUCCAAAAGGACAAGGAGGGUAACUUUAUCCGCCACCCCUCAAAUGCGACCGACGACUUUGGCAUUCCGUACGACUACGAUAGCGUGAUGCACUACCCGAGGACCGCCUUCUCUGCCAAUGGACAGGAUACGAUCGUUCCCAAGCAGCCGGGUGUCACAAUCGGUCAGCGUGUCGGCAUGAGCUACAAGGACAUCAAGCGCCUCAACAAGCUCUAUCCCAAAUGCUACUAA
Molecule: messenger RNA, 729 nt
Organism: Anopheles darlingi
Lineage: Eukaryota; Metazoa; Arthropoda; Insecta; Diptera; Culicidae
Product: zinc metalloproteinase nas-4-like
Exons: 3
Coding region: 1-729 (242 amino acids)
Biological process (GO): proteolysis
Molecular function (GO): metalloendopeptidase activity; zinc ion binding
Source: RefSeq, a predicted model, not a curated record